Molecule: messenger RNA, 1943 nt
Organism: Somion occarium
Lineage: Eukaryota; Fungi; Basidiomycota; Agaricomycetes; Polyporales; Cerrenaceae
Source: the annotation of a GenBank genome assembly
CUUUCGCCCUGACGGCGUAGCGCAGGGGCGUCAUGUCGCGAACCGUGAAGUUCACAUCCGCCUGUUGACGAACAAGCACUCCAGCCACCUCAGAACAUCCUACAGCGAGGCCGGUCAACUUUGGAUCUUUCGCGUUCUGACUUGUCGACGCGAGGAACCCACUCUCGCAGGCUAAGAGAAGUGCGGUUCUCCCCUCGCUAUCACGAUUAUCGAUCCCAACACCCAAUCGUAUACAUUCGUAUGCCAGGGCGAGGUCACCAUCAAUGGCGGCGAUAUGAAGAUACGUUUGACCUGAGGCACCAAGCUUGAUAGCAUCGCUGAAUGUAUCGCCGCGUCUUUUACGAACACUUGCAAUGACCUCUUCGGCAACGUCAUUGCAAAAUAUCGCGUUACUUAGGGUCUUUACACGCCAAUCCUCCAAAGGCACGGCCCAGAUGUUGGAUUUGUCAUAGCUGGUCUUCCUUGUGGACUUGAGAGCAUCUAGAAGUUGAUCUGGGAGACAAGGGUGGGCAACAAAACGUUUCGCGUCGGUGGCCGCCAUGGUCUUCACGUUGGUACACAAAGAGAGUAACAAAGAGGGUGUGGCACGUUCGCAAGAGACCUAGAUUAUUUCUUCACAUUUGGGACGCCACAGCGUUUCUUCUAAAGUGAGACUUCUGACUGCCAUCUUACCUACGCGGAAUUGAACGUGACCGGAAAGGCGAAAGCAUCGACCAAUUGGAAGUCAGCUGACUUUACAUCGAUAAAAAAUCAUGGACAGGACCGAAAAACUCACAUUAAUUGAAUCCACUAGCUAGUGUCCUUGUGCAUAUUUGAAGAUUUCCAUCCAAAUGUAACGCCUUAAAGCUUUGAAGUCUGAACGUUCCAAAUGCAACCGCCAUCAACGCUGGACAGUUAUGUCCAGAAAAGGCAAGGCGACGAUCUGGAGAUGAUCGCUUGAUUUUGCUUCUGGACUGUGAAGAUCCAAACUAUCACGAUUUACUCUGAAGCGCUAAAUGUCUGAAAAACGAAAGACCGAUGCCCGGGACAAGCCAAGGAGGAGGUUCCGCUCUGAUGGUACACCAAUUUGGGGUCAGAAGCCGGUAGAAGGACCCGGUGUAUGGGUCACCUGCAUCAAAGGAAAAGAAAAGCAGGCUGUUGGCGAACUUUACGAUGUGUUCGAAUCUCUAGCUUCAGAGCUUUGGCCUGAAUCGCCGACAGCUGCACAAGGCAGAAAAGACGAUGAGGACUCAGAUGACGAUAACGACGGCGAUAUCGAGAAACAGAUCGCUAAGGAAGUCGCGUCCAUGAAACAACCGAGAAGAGAGCAAAGGUUCGCGAGCGUCAACACUAAUACGCCUUGUGUGGUCUUCAUAUCAUGUAAACCACCGGUUGACCCUGUUCGAUUGGUCGUAAAAUAUGUCGGAAACGUCAUGGAGACAGGCAUUUCACGGACAAGAUAUACACAACGACUGACACCUGUUGCAGCCACAUGCCCUACCAAUCUCCCCGAGAUACAGUCUUUAUGUACUCGGCUACUGGCUCCUAUUCUCGCAGAAUAUGGUGACAAAACCUUCACGUACAAAAUUGAACUCCGGAUGCGAAAUCACAGUAGUCUUUCUAGACCCGACAUCAUUCAGACAUUGGCCAAAUGCGUACCAGAGACGCAUAAAGUCAGAUUGGAGAAUCCGGAAGUAUUCAUUCUCGUCGAGAUUUUCAAGAGUGUCUGUGGCAUUAGCAUUGUCAAGGACUAUUAUCGCAUGCAGAAAUUCAAUGUGAUGGAGAUUGUAAAUUCAAAAAGUGAAGGCAGGGAGGGUCAAGGGAGAUUGGCAGAGAAGGAGGUCAUGUAAGAUGGAUUUCCCGUGCUUUACUACAUUUUCUUUCUUGCGCAUUAUAUAUUUGCCGCUUCCAAUCUUACGUAGAAAGAUGAGUUACACUUUCGCCCACCUUGGGCGCUUGGCGCG